Molecule: messenger RNA, 3081 nt
Organism: Boeremia exigua
Lineage: Eukaryota; Fungi; Ascomycota; Dothideomycetes; Pleosporales; Didymellaceae
Exons: 4
Coding region: 1-3081 (1026 amino acids)
Biological process (GO): regulation of DNA-templated transcription
Source: RefSeq, a predicted model, not a curated record
AUGGCUGAUCCUCUAUCGAUUGUUGCCAGUAUCGUCGGCGUUGGUGUCGCAAGCGCUCAGCUGGCGAACAAAGUCUACGACUUCACUGACAAAUAUAAGAAUGCGCCAGCUCAAAUGCAGGAUAUUGCCUCGGAAAUGUCGCACCUAUCGAGCAUCUUCAGUCUCCUAGCUAAUGUUCUGAAGGAAGGCCAAGGGGCAUACAAACCGCAAGUGUUGAAGGACGUAGGGUCCAUCCUUGGUCGUGUGGAGAAGAUCCAAGAGGAGAUCCGGAAGUUGAUGAAGAGAAACGGGGGCGUUCGGGCUCGAGUUAAGUGGGCAAUGAGCUUUGGGAAAGUUUCGGAGCUCCUGGAUCGCGUUGAAGCGCUCAAGUCAUCAUUGAGUGUUCUUCUGGAUACCGCACUAUUGGCUUUGGCUUGCCGAGAACCGAGAGCUGAUGAACCCGAGAUCGAGCGAUUAAAACACGUCAUCGUGGCUGGCGUCAAGGAGAUACGUCAAUGCGUUGUCAGACUUCAAAUGGCCAAACCAGCGAUCAUGUUCGAGCCUCCGAAAUUGCUUGAUGCCGCGCCAGCGUCGGACCCAAUAGUUUCUCGUCUGAAUAACCCUCUUACGGCUCUGUAUCCAUCGAAUAGACACAUAGAAGAUGCAGCUGUGAGCACAGAAGCUGCAAUGGAACCCAGCGACUCUCAAUUCGAGACUGCAUCUUGGCUUUAUGGCAUGAUUCUGGCCAAAAGUGGAGGUUACGCAGAGUCUUUUUCUCAUCAGGGAAAUCCCCGGGAAGAGAUACGACAGCCUCCUUCCUUGGGCAGCAAUGACACAGUCUUUUCAGACGUCAGAUUGCAAAAACAAGCUGCCGGCGAGUCACAGAGUUCGAAAGCGCCACCACCUCAGCGCCUGUAUGAAAUCUCUGUCUCAGCAGUUGCCCGUAGCCUGUUGGGAACCUGGACUUACCUCAAUCCAACCUUGAUCUUCGCCACAAGGGAGCUGACCGGAGACGAACAGUCAGCCGGUUGGCAUCAUGAAAAUAGCUCCGAUGAAGACAGUGACGUACCCUCACCGUUUUAUAGAACGCACAGGCGAACCUUCACCUUUGAAGAGUACGAUCGUGCGCUGGAAAAAGGACUUCUACAUGACCCGUCGUUUCAAACCCAGGGCUCGCGACAAAGACGCCCGAACAGAGAGCAUACUUCUCGACAGAGCCGGGAAUCGGAGGGAAGAGACCGUUCUAGACGCUUUGACAACCACAUUGGUAACUCUGAUGACGAGUAUACCGACGAUUCGGAAUGGGUGAUCGAGGAGCCCAUACGCCCACCAUCAAGAUCCAAUCUUCGGCACCGAGUAGUUGCGCCACCGCCACUUCUCAAAUCUCCAACAAUGCCCACAGCAAUGCCUCCCUCGCCACCACCUCUAUCACCACCGCCACCGCCACUGUCAACAAAGGAGACCUUGUUGAUGGAAAAGCUAGAAGCUCUCCUCUCAGGAAAAGCCGAAGAAGAUGCAAGAAGAGACGCAGAAGCAAGAGCGUCUGCGGAGCUAGCCAAAUUUGACCGUCUCGAGAGCUUAUUGGUUGCACAACAAGAGGCACAGAUCGCCAAAGAAAAGGCGAAGCUCGAGGCUACUUCGCUCGCCGAAAAGGCUGCUAUCAACGCUAAGGAGAAGGCGGAUGAUAUGUCGCUUGCUAAGCUGGAGGAGCUUGUUCGGCAGCAAAGGGAUGAACAACUCAAGCGGGAUAUGGCAGCGGAGGCAGCUAAAAGGGCAGCACUCGAAGCUGCUGAGGCAGAAGUGCGUAAGGCCAGAGAAGAAAGCAAAGCAGCUGCUGAAGCAGCAAAAUUGCGUCUUGAUACCGCCGAAUCGAGUAAAGAAGAGACCGAGAAGAAAGCACAAAUCACUUACCAGGCUUACGAACAGGCCUUAGCCUUGGCCCGAGAAGCUUCUGAGGAAACCGAGCAAGAGCUACGUGAAGAAAGAAUCAUGCGUCAAAGAGCCGAAGAUACCAACAUGCCUCCUCCUUUACUUCAAGUCCUAUACCACGAGUCUGAUGAAGAUACAAAGGUACCGCCAAGGUUGCGUGCCGCUGUCGCCCAUCUUGUCGACCUGAUGCACGGCAAAGCAGAGAAGAAGUGGUACGCAACCACCACUGGCCCAUCACUCAUCGAUAUCUCGGACGGGUAUUUUGCGCGAAAGGUCUUGGACUCUGAUAUCAAGCCGAGCUCAAAAGAGUUGUGUCAAGCAGGAACCCAGCCACAGCCCGAGCCAGCAACGCUGGUCCAAGAAUUGACAGCGCCCAAAAGGUACCAUCUCGUAUUUCCCGCAGGAGCUCGUCAAGCCUUGAGCGGACGCAAAGAUCUUAUCGCCGACUUACGAGAAGAGAAUAUCGAGGCACUGUUUGAGAUGAACCCGAACACAAACAAGGGCGUCAUGGUCCAGCUGGAGAACGCUCUGGCAGGUAGAGGCCCGCCCGCCAAAAGCCCGGCGAAGGCGGAUUACAGCCGUGGCCGAGGCGACGUGUUUGUUCGUAGCUCUCUUCUGUGGCAGAGUCUACCGAAACAUGGACAGAGCGAGCUCUAUCACUCAUUGUGCCAGAUCGGCUGGAAACCCACGUAUCUGCGCAGCUCCGUGUCAGGACAGACUUGGUUCUACGGCGAGCGGCCUCUUCACGUUCGCUUCAAUCGCCCUGAUUACGUACCGCGUUUUGCCGAGUUCGACAUGGACGAUACUCAUGCCUGCGUUAUCCUGUGCAAUGACAUCGUCGAUGAGGAGGCCCUUGAGCUGACCGGUGUAGACUAUGAGUCAUGUGAGAUUGGGUACUGGAUGCUAGAUCCGACUCUGACCUAUGAUGACAUUGAAGCUUUGGUAGCCAUGUCCUUCGCACUCCGCGAAACGGGGCUGCGGCGAAGAGCCAGGCGAGCAAUGAACCCUGCCACCUCUAAUAUACGUACCCUUGGCCGGUUGGGGCGAGCGGCUGUGUCGCCUGUGCCGGACUUCCCUGCUUUGUCAGCGAUCAGUGAGUGCUCUACGUCGUCAAAGACAUCUCUCGGGGCUCAGGCGAGCAGCGAAGAUUACGAGUCCGCCGACUCGUCUUGA